AUUGGUUGGAAAACUUGUUCAGAUACUUGUUCACUUUUUGAGCUCAGCGGGUUAUUAACGAACAUAUUUGCAAUUUAUUUUCUAAGUGUAUAAAAAUGUGUUUAAACUAUUGUAAAUUUGUCAUAAAUUUUUGAAUGAAUAUGUUGCAAGUUCAGUAAAACGUGUCAGUUGAAAAUUUAAUGAAAUUCGUUAACCGUCGAAAUUUUGUUUUUCGAAAAAUGUGACUUGCUGGCGCUGCUGUUGAAAGAGAGAAUUUUACUAGAACCCGCAAGUUGUGCCGCUAUUUCUGGUGUUUCACAGCUUCCGCUUCAUUUGGUUAGUAGUUUCCGGAGCGAUAUCUUGUUGAUAUUUUCUAUUUGGAAGCUAUUUAUCUAUCGAAAAUGGUGACAACAUGUGUGGUUUGCAAUGUCACAAACCGCGGUAUGAUAAACAUAUUCGAGCACCCCAGACAUUUGGAUUAUAUGCUAAAUUUUGUGACUGAACAUAAGGUGGAGCGGAACGAUUUCUUGUGCGUAACAUGCUAUGACGAACUUAAAAUCGCCUUCAAAUUCAAACAGGAGUGCCAGCGGUCGCGUGUGUACCGAGGGACGCCCAAAUAUGUAGUCGAAGCCUUUGGAAGUGAAGUUGCGUCCAGUCUAGAUGAUUUCAGUGCCACAUUUUUCGAAAUACCGAAAUCACCAGGGACAAGGUUGACAUAUGAACUGCAGCACCGCCAUAGGGCUCAAAUUCAUUCCAGCAGUGCGAAAAACAAGCGCAGGCACCGUAAUAAACAGAGGAGGCGCCCCAUUUCAAAAUAUGCUGACAACGAUAUCAACAAGAAUCUUGGACAAGGACAAUGCGAAUAUUGCUUUGUCAUACUCGCAACAGUUGAACUUCUUCAAGAGCACAAAUCUCAACACAAAGAAGAACGGCCGUACAGCUGCAACCAACCGAAUUGGACAGCUCGCUUCAAACAUCGCUACAGUGUGAGAAGUCAUGUACGGGUUCAUUCGGAUCAGAAACGAUACAAAUGCCGCUUUUGUAGCAAAGGUUUCCACAAGCGGGGUAACCUAAAGGCGCACGAACGUUGUCAUUCCGUUGUCCCCACGGAAAUCUAAAGUCCCAUAUUCGAUUUAACACGGGAGUUAUAAAAUGUGAAACAAAUUUCUUGUUUCGUUUUAUUUUUUUAUUGAUAAAAGAAAAUUAACUGUUCUUAAAUUUUAAUUUAGGUCUGUUCUAUUUUCGAGUUGAAAUACGAAUGAAUCAAUUCUUAACUUAAAUUUCUAUCUCAAUUUCUCCUAAACAAAGGAUUAAAAGCUUAA
This is a messenger RNA of Hermetia illucens (black soldier fly), 1301 nucleotides long. Its product is annotated as fez family zinc finger protein 1-like. Gene Ontology annotation, biological process: regulation of transcription by RNA polymerase II. Gene Ontology annotation, cellular component: nucleus. Lineage: Eukaryota; Metazoa; Arthropoda; Insecta; Diptera; Stratiomyidae. The transcript is spliced from 4 exons. The record is from RefSeq and is a predicted model, not a curated record. Gene Ontology annotation, molecular function: DNA-binding transcription factor activity; zinc ion binding; RNA polymerase II cis-regulatory region sequence-specific DNA binding. The coding region runs from base 381 to 1097 and encodes 238 amino acids.